UGGGAUUUCCCAACGUUCUACCGGUCAUUAUUUCUUGAUAGAGGACCUCUGAAAAAAAUAAUGACCGCUGUCAAUGGCAACGGGUUUUGUGCUUCUAAUUCACGUCUUUCAUAUCACUCCGCAAGUAGUCCGGUCACUUAUCCUAACGGAAAAAAAAACAGCGACGAGCUUUCAGCGACACCCUGUGGUCGGAAAAAUGAGCGACUUUAAAGUUCAUUUUAAUGUUUACGGCGAGUACGGGGAUUUUGAGCACUGGUUGGAGGCCGAAUUUCCCAAUUCGCCGUCUCCAAAACGUAAAAGGAAAAACCCAAGAUGAACAGGAGGAGAAGACCAGUAAGAGACAUAAACAGCUAACAGCUAACGAGAUUGAUGUAAUAGAGGAAAAUCGACACGAGAAAAAUACAAAGAAUAACACUGUCUGGGCUAUGAAAGUCUUCCGAGAUUGGGUAAAAGAGACCCAAAAUACGCCGUUUGCGGAAGAUGCACAAGGGUUGAACACUUUACUCAGGUCGUUUUACCCAUCUGUGCGCAACAGCGCUGGAGAUGUGUACUCUGUGGCAAGCUACGCAGCUCUGCGUAGCGGAAUAAGCCGCUAUUACAGCCAGCAUAACAUCUACAAGAACCCGCUGUUCAAUUCCAGCAACAAUGUGUAUAAGUCGGUCUUGAAGGCACAUCGGAAAAGUGGCAAAGACACCAGCCAGCACCAUCCGCCCAUCUCCAACGCUGAUCUGAAGAAAAUUAAAGAUUCAGGGGUCCUCGCUACCAGCACAGCCAUCGGCCUGGUCAGAAAGGUGUGGUUCGACGUGCAGUUACACCUUGCACGUAGAGGAAGGGAGGGUAACCGUGACCUGACUCGGGAGUCUUUUAAAUUGAAAAAAGAUGAAAAUGGCAAAGAAUUCAUCACUCUAUCACAUAACGCUGAAACGAAAAACCAUAAAGACCCCAGGGAUCCGAUGCAACAAAUGUAUCGCGGGUGCAUUUUUGCUGAACCACAAAACCCAAACUGCCCAGUUGCCAGCUUUAAAACCUAUCUCUCUCAUUGCCCACCGGAUACCACUGCUUUCUACCUGCACCCUCUCAGAAAAGCACAGGUUGACCUCAACCACCAGGACAUCUGGUAUUCCAGGGAGCCCAUGGGGCAUAAUGCACUGGGACAAAUGAUGCCAAAUAUCAGCCAGGCAGCUGCACUUACGACACGCUACACCAACCAUAGUCUGCGCAGUACAGCUGUACAGCUACUGUCACAAGCCGGCCUGCAAACCAGGGAGAUAAUGACUGUCACUGGACACAGGUGUGAAACAAGUCUGAAGAGCUACUGGGCUCCCACAACAUCCGACCGGGAGAAGUGGAGCCAGAUCCUCUCUGAUACGCCAUCCACUAGCUCUGCCUCUGCGAGAGAAGUUGGGGGAAUCGCUCGUGAGGUUAACGGGACUCCGACGUUCAACCUACCCAGAGAUGCACCUCCAUUCAUGCUCUCCAACUGCACCUUCAACGGAAACGUCCAGUUCAACAUGAAUAAGUAGCCUUGCUGCUACUGGCCUAGUA
Messenger RNA from Sardina pilchardus (European sardine), 1545 nucleotides. RefSeq lists its product as uncharacterized. Gene Ontology annotation, biological process: DNA recombination; DNA integration. The transcript is spliced from 2 exons. Bases 222 to 1523 code for a protein of 433 amino acids. The record is from RefSeq and is a predicted model, not a curated record. Lineage: Eukaryota; Metazoa; Chordata; Actinopteri; Clupeiformes; Clupeidae. Gene Ontology annotation, molecular function: DNA binding.